AUGGUGCAAGAGUGUAUGUCGGCGAAAGAAGCUUGGGAUCUUUUGGAAGCCUUCUCUACGGAAACCAGAAGGAUGAAGAAGGAAAAAUAUGAUGUAUCACCAUCCUGUCAUUUCAACAGUCAUCUAAGCUCUCCUUGUCAGGAAGUUGUAGUGCUGAAGAAGGUAUACAAGGAUAAGAGGUUUAUCAAAGAAUUUCUCAGAAACUUAUCACAUGGAUAUCUUUCUCACAAAUCUGAUGGUAAAGGUGCUUUAAGUUCUGAUGAACAGAAGGUUGAUCAGGGUGUGAAAUUAGUUCAUACAGAUGAACUGCAGAUGAGAAAGAACGAUCAGAAGGCUGAGGAAUCAUUCACUUUGAAGACUGUAGAAACUCAGACGUCUGUUCAAGAUAAUGAGGAAGAACUGAUCAAGAAGCAGUUCAGAAGGCUGAAGGGUUAUGGACACUUUCAACCAGACUAUUUUACACUUAAAAGAAAAAGCGUGCUGAAGUGUUACAAUCGUCAAGGCUGUGGUCAUACGAAAUCUUGUCUGACAUGGAGAGAUAUUGAGUCAGCCAAAGAAGAUAAUGAGAAUCAGAAGUCUGUUUUGAAGCCUAAGGAUGAUGUGGCUAGCUUAUCUGUUAAGAAACAAGUCAUCGCCCUGUCUAAGAAUCUGAUUCUGCAGAAGAAGGAGAAUUAUGAUCUGGUGUUUGAGAAGGAAGAGCUGCUUUGUAGAGUCUUCACACUCAAGAAAUUGUUGUCUGAGGAGAAAGUCAUUUCGUCUUUGUUGAGUCAACGUCUUGAGAAUCAGCUAAAGAAUAACAAUAGGCUGAGAAUUUGUUGUCUGAGGAGAAAGGGGCUGAUCACUCACAAGGGUACUGUAAUUGCAAACUGUGAUAUGAGGAACCAUGGAAGAAACUCAAGCCGUGAUACGAGUGUAGUUAAUGGGUCUUUAUAUGGUCAGAAGAUUUCAUACAUAGGUCAUGGAACAAAAGAGCUGCAAAAUGGAGGUGAUGCUGUCAAACACGUGUCUGAGGUCAACAUCCAGAAGACUAAACAGAUGAUUGUUAUGAACAACCUGAGAGGGAAACUGUGUCGUUGUCCAGAAGAAGUUCCACAAGGUUGGAAGAAGAGGACAAUAUCAGAAGAGUGUCACAAAGAUGUUCGAAGAUACAGGCGAGUAAACAUCAAGAAGCGUGACAUGAACUAUUAUGUUGCGCACACUGUUGAUGUUCAACAGACCGUUGUGUUGAAGCACUGGUUCUUUGAUAGUGGUUCUUCAAGGCACAUGACUGUGAAUCAAGGAAGGCUACAAAACUUUGAAGAAGGCUUAGCUGACAUGGUCACUUUUGGAGAUGAAGCUGAAGGUAAAAUCAGAGGCAAAGGUGUAUCUCGUUGUAAAGAUCAGCCCACUCUGGAAUUUAUCUACCUUGUUGAUGGUCUAAAAACUAAUUUGAUUAGCAGCAGUUGGUUGUGUGAUGAGGGUUUAGCUGUUACCUUCACCGAGAAAGGAUGUCAGGCGGUUGAUGAGUGCCACAAUAUUCGAGUCAAAGGUCAACGCUCUGAUAAUAGCUAUUAUAUAUGA
This is a messenger RNA of Camelina sativa (false flax), 1560 nucleotides long. The record is from RefSeq and is a predicted model, not a curated record. Lineage: Eukaryota; Viridiplantae; Streptophyta; Magnoliopsida; Brassicales; Brassicaceae.